AUGGCUCCAGAAGAUGUCAGAAAGAACGCUGUUGCUGCACUGGAAAGUGUACCAGUUGGCACGACCCCUGACAAGAUUCAAAAUGGCAAGGACUUCUACAAGUACUUUUUCACUAAACAUCCAGAGCUUCGCAAAUAUUUCAAAGGGGCUGAAAGCUUCACUGCCGAUGACGUUCAGAAUACCGACAGAUUCGUCAAACAGGGAGGCAAUCUGCUCACUGGCGUGCAUGUUCUCGCCAAUACCUUUGACAAUGACAUGGUCUUCCGCGCAUACGUUCGCGACUUGAUGAACCGACACACUUCGAAGGAAAUUGAUCCCAAGCAGUGGAAGGACUUCUUCGGUUGCUUUGAGAAGUUCCUUGAGGGCCGGGGUAAACCACUAACUGCUGACCAGAAGGCUGCAUUGGAGGCAAUUGGCACCAAGUUCAAUGAAGAGGCUCAGAAACAUCUCGCAACUCUUGGACUCCCUCACGCUUGA
Messenger RNA from Haemonchus placei, 477 nucleotides. The record is from the annotation of a GenBank genome assembly. NCBI's taxonomy places the organism in Eukaryota, Metazoa, Nematoda, Chromadorea, Rhabditida, Trichostrongylidae.